Arabidopsis lyrata subsp. lyrata is the source of this 2838-nucleotide messenger RNA. Its product is annotated as ubiquitin carboxyl-terminal hydrolase 26. Gene Ontology annotation, cellular component: cytoplasm. The record is from RefSeq and is a predicted model, not a curated record. Gene Ontology annotation, biological process: protein deubiquitination; tRNA dihydrouridine synthesis. Lineage: Eukaryota; Viridiplantae; Streptophyta; Magnoliopsida; Brassicales; Brassicaceae. Gene Ontology annotation, molecular function: cysteine-type deubiquitinase activity; tRNA dihydrouridine synthase activity; flavin adenine dinucleotide binding.
UUCCUCAUCGUCGUCGUCUCCUCCGAGUCCGUAAGCAUCGACGAUUCUCUCAUCUUCUCUCAUACACGACGACACUGGGUUGAUUUAGAGUUGAAAGAUGUACAACGGAAUAGUGUUAUAGACCGCUAGAGGAUCAGGCGUUUGACGUUGCCACGAAGAAGAAGACGACGAAGAUGGAUUACCAGAACAAGCUUGUUCUUGCUCCCAUGGUUCGUGUGGGAACGCUCUCUUUCAGGAUGUUGGCGGCCGAAUACGGCGCCGAUAUCACAUACGGUGAAGAGAUUAUCGAUCAUAAGCUUGUUAAAUGCGAACGUCGAAUUAACGUUGCUUAUGGGACAACUGAGUUUGUGGAGAAAGGAACAGACAAUGUCGUCUUUAGCACAUGUAAAGAAGAGAGAAAUAGAGUUGUUUUUCAAAUGGGAACUUCUGAUGCUGUUAGGGCUCUAAAAGCUGCUGAGAUUGUGUGCAACGACGUUGCAACUGUUGAUAUUAAUAUGGGUUGCCCCAAGGCGUUCUCUAUUCAAGGAGGAAUGGGUGCUGCUUUGUUAAGUAAACCCGAACUUAUUCAUGAUAUUUUGGCAACACUUAAGAGGAACUUAGACGUACCGGUUACUGCAAGAUUCAUUCGGCCCAUUAACUGCGACAAGCCCAUCAAAAAGUCUUCGAAUUUUUCGUGGCUGCGUACACUACCUCCUGUUAUCACUUUUCAGCUCAAACGAUGCAUUUUCCUUCCUAAGACAACAGCUAAGAAGAAAAUCACCUCCUCAUUUUCCUUUCCUCAAGUGCUAGAUAUGGGAUCGAGAUUGGCAGAGUCUUCUCAAAACAAGUUGACAUACGAUCUCUCUGCUGUGUUAAUCCACAAAGGAAGCGCUGUUAACAGCGGACAUUAUGUUGCUCACAUAAAAGAUGAAAAGACUGGCUUGUGGUGGGAAUUUGAUGAUGAACAUGUGUCAGAACUGGGUAAAUGUCCAUUCAAUGAAGCUUCUUCUUCAACUCCACAAUCUGAGAGUAAUGGUACAGCUAGUAGUGAGAAUAUCACAGAUGUCAUUCAAUCAGGCUCUUCAGACUGUAGGUCUGCUAUUAAGUCAGAGGUUUUCUCAUCCAGUGAUGCUUAUAUGCUGAUGUAUAGUCUUAGAUGCGAUAAACAGGAAAAUCAGGAAGGACAGAAAGAAAAUCCUAUUGACAUAUCUAAAGGAAAAGUUGAUAGUCUUCAACAGCUUAAAGGUGGUUAUCUUCCGUUACAUCUUUAUGAAUGGAUCAAUAAUAUGAAUGCAGUAUUCCUUGAGAGUUGCAAGCAAUAUGAUUUAAGAAAGGAAAAAGAAUUGAGUGCUUUGACUGAAAGGAGGCAAGAAGUACGGACUAUCCUUUCAGAAGCUGCUGUUCAGUCACUUGAAGAACAAUAUUUUUGGAUCUCCACAGAUUGGCUUCGUCUAUGGGCUGAUACCACUUUGCCUCCCGCUUUGGACAACACCCCUUUACUGUGUUCCCAUGGGAAAGUUCUUGCCUCAAAAGUAAAUUGCAUGAAGCUGAUAUCUGAACUUGCAUGGACCAAGUUAGAAUCAAAGUUCAAUGGUGGACCAAAGUUAGGAAAAGCGGACUACUGCAGGGACUGCCUUAUGGAUGGUGCUCGCAUGGUUGUCUCUUCUGACAGUUAUAGGGAUCGAAGAACAUUCAUGAAAAGCGUAGCAAAUGAUGUUCUUUCGGGAAAGUGUGAGGACGGAAUGUAUUAUAUCUCUAGAGCAUGGUUGCAGCAAUGGAUAAAAAGGAAAAAUCUUGAUGCUCCUACUGAAGCAGAUGCGGGGCCCACAAAUGCUAUUACGUGCAAUCAUGGAGAGCUGAUGCCAGAGCAAGCACCAGGGGCCAAAAGAAUUGUAGUUCCAGAGAAUUUCUGGUCAUUCCUUGUUGAAGAUGCUCUAAAAGUGAUGCCAGAAGAUGCUUCGGAUUGUACUUGUUUCCCUGUGGACUCCAGCCAAUGUUGUCAUUGCACAGAGGAACUUUCUGAGGUUGCAUGCCUUGAGGAUUCACUAAGAACAUUGAAGGUCAAGCAGCGCCAAAAUCACGAGAAGUUAGCCACGGGAAAGAAUAUACCAUUUACGCCACAAAGCCGAUAUUUCUUGUUGCCUUCUCCGUGGCUAGUGCAAUGGAGAAUCUAUAUUAACAUGACUGGAAAAAAUAGUUCUUCAGCACCAGAGCCUGAACGUCUUGAUGGAGUCAUUAAUACUCUCAAAUGCAAAAAGCACACACGACUCCUUGAAAGGCUCCCUGAACUUGUCUGCAGACGUGGCUCGUAUUUUCAGAAAAAUCCAUCUACAGACAAGCUGACAAUCAUCCCUGAGAUUGAUUGGAAAUAUUUCUGUGAGGAGUGGGGAGGACUCAUGGAGAAUGGAAUAUCUGCUCUUAUUGAGGUUGGUAACAAUACAGACCAAAGUUCAUCCCCAGACAUCAUUGACCUUGAGAAGCAUUCUUCUCCGGAUGAUAAUAUGGAGGUUGAUGCUCAACAGCUUAUUCUCAGGGCAUCCCCAGAGGUAUUUGCAUUAUUAUCUUGAGCCCUUAUUUUUGGUCAACAUCUUGAGCUUUGGGGUUUGGAGAUGAUGAUGAUGAAGAAGUUUAGGAUAAGUAUGUUUUGGUGUGGCCAUUCAUAUAUGGGCCCUUUUGGGCCUUUAGCUCGAUUUUUUUGGAGUGAUCCAUUGUUGUUUUUAUCAUGUAAUUUGGUAGAAAAACGAAACGAAAUGAUCUCAUAAUAUUUUUUUUCCAAAUUUUUUUGAACUUUCGGAGCAACUUGGUAAACGCAGCAUAUUUGCUGCAUAGAAGAAGCAAGAGCUUGCCGAUUACAACAUU